CCAGACCGCAUUCACUGCCUCCAUCAGCCUCUGCAUCUCUUGCGACACAGGCUGUUGUCUUCAAAUACAACCUCCAAAUGGAGCUCCACCCCUGGAAUGCUUCCUUUUGGGAUGUUUCGUUCCUCCCCGUCCUUCUCACUCUGAGCAGGGCAGGAAGAGCCGGGAAGUUUUGAUGAUCAUGAACUGAGGAAAAAAGAACUUUCAUGCUGCCCAUGGAAAGAGCUGAUAGUGGGGGAAAGCACUUUAGGAAAAGAGGACUCCCUCCAGGCAGGAAAAAAAUCGUGCUUUGUCUACUCCUGGAAACUGCAGGGCUUCUCUGAUCUGCAGUGCAGUCAGUUCUGAAGAGGAGGAAACACGUGCACAAUUGAGAAUCUGAUCCAAAGGGGUUGUUAACUGAAACCAGACAGAGACCAUGAACUGGGGAAUCUUUGAAGGACUCCUAAGUGGAGUUAACAAGUACUCCACAGCCUUUGGACGCAUCUGGCUCUCGGUCGUUUUCAUCUUCCGGCUGCUGGUCUAUCUCGUGGCUGCUGAGAAAGUGUGGGGUGAUGACAGCAAGGACUUUGACUGCAAUACGGAGCAGCCGGGCUGCCCCAAUGUUUGCUUUGACCAUUACUUCCCGGUCUCCCACAUCCGCCUGUGGGCCCUUCAGCUGAUCCUUGUCACCUGCCCCUCCUUUUUGGUCAUCAUGCACGUUGCCUACCGAGAAGCAAAAGAGAGAAGGUUCAGGGAGAAAUAUGGAGACACUGGCAGGCGGCUCUUCCCUGACAUUGGCAAGAAGCGUGGGGGCUUGUGGUGGACCUACCUCUUCAGCCUCAUCUUCAAGGCUGCUGUGGACAUCACGUUCCUCAUUGUUUUCUAUAUUAUUUACCCAGACUACACCCUCCCCCUGCUAGUAAAGUGUUUCCUGCCACCUUGUCCUAACAUUGUUGAUUGCUACAUAUCCAGGCCAACAGAGAAGAACAUCUUCACUCUGUUCAUGGUUGUGACUGCUUGCAUCUGCAUCCUUCUCAGCCUCAUUGAAGCGGGCUACCUCAUUGGGAAAAGAUGUAAGGAGGUUCUUCGUUCCCGAAGUGAAAGAUACAACCGACACCGCAGUGGGACCCUCAUUCACAAGGACCCUGGCUCCCUUCCCCCUUGUCAACAGGAAGGCUGUGAAGUGGGUGUACAGGUGUUCCAUGGGACAGAUUACAAACCAGCUACUGCAUCUCUCUCAAGCAGCAACCUGUCUGCUACAUCAAAACAUGAGAAAGUAGGGUAAAAGGUGCACCAAGCAAGAACAGACCACCGGUGGAAGAAUCAUUGUGCCUUCUUUGGCACAGACGUGACAUGAGAAAUGGAGAGAAGGUUGGGAGAAGAAUAUGGAGCUAAUCUAGCUCUGUUGGCCUCUGCCAUAUGUUCCCUUAUGACAUAAGACAGCCUAAGCUCUUCAUUAAAACAAACUCCAUAUCCUGAUGUAUUGUCAUUCCUUAAUGUUGUGAUCUAUAAGCCCGGAGGUACUGUAGUUGUCUUCCAAGAGUUGCAAGUACUUUGAGAGAUAUUUUUUUUUGCUUGUGAUAUGGGCUCCGCUAAGUCCACUAUCGCUUCAGCAAAGAAGAUAUUGCAUAGUCAUUAUGGCUUAUUUCCAGAAUACAUUUCUGAAAGCAGUACCAUCUCUUGCAGGGCCUCCCAACAAGGUGCCCAUGGGUGGCAUGCUGCAAGCUGACAGCUUUCCUGGCACUCACCAGGUAUUUUUAGACAGUAAGUGGGAUCAGGUAGGGCUCCUACCCAGCAGGUCUUCUAUUUGACCCUUGGAGAUCUGAUUAGGUGUGCAAAUAAAUAAUUCU
Messenger RNA from Sphaerodactylus townsendi, 1826 nucleotides. RefSeq names its product gap junction beta-5 protein-like. The record is from RefSeq and is a predicted model, not a curated record. Gene Ontology annotation, biological process: cell communication. Gene Ontology annotation, cellular component: connexin complex. Lineage: Eukaryota; Metazoa; Chordata; Lepidosauria; Squamata; Sphaerodactylidae. The coding region runs from base 413 to 1261 and encodes 282 amino acids. The transcript has 3 exons.